This is a messenger RNA of Myxocyprinus asiaticus (Chinese sucker), 1289 nucleotides long. RefSeq names its product tubulin polymerization-promoting protein family member 3-like. Lineage: Eukaryota; Metazoa; Chordata; Actinopteri; Cypriniformes; Catostomidae. Gene Ontology annotation, biological process: microtubule bundle formation; microtubule polymerization; positive regulation of protein polymerization. Gene Ontology annotation, molecular function: tubulin binding. The coding region runs from base 129 to 662 and encodes 177 amino acids. The transcript is spliced from 4 exons. Gene Ontology annotation, cellular component: microtubule. The record is from RefSeq and is a predicted model, not a curated record.
AGAAGAGAAAGAGAGAGAGAGAUCAGGAGGGGAUAGAAGUUGUCCACUGGGUGUGUGUGCAUGUGUGUGUAUGUGUGUGCGUGUGUGGAUUGGCAGCAGCUGGGACACAGCAGCACAGAAUACCCAAUAUGGCAGAGAGCACAGACAUUGACCAGCUUCUGAACUCCUUUAAGAAGUUUGCCAUCCAUGGUGACACCAAAGCUAGUGGGAAGGAGAUGAAUGGGAAAAACUGGGCUAAACUAUGCAAAGACUGCAAAGUCAUUGACAGCAAGAACAUCACCAGCACUGAUGUAGAUAUUGUCUUCACUAAAGUCAAAUCAAAGACAUCUCGGGUCAUAACAUAUGAGGAGUUCCAGAAAGCGCUGGAAGAAUUGGCUCCAAAGAGGUUUAAAGGUCAAAGCAAAGAGGAGGCACUACAGUCUAUAUAUCAGUUAAUUGAGGGCAAAGAACCUACCAAUGUUGGAGUAACGAAAGUGGCAAAGACUGCCACGGUGGAUAGAUUAACCGACACAUCAAAAUAUACCGGCUCUCACAAGGAACGCUUCAAUGAGAGUGGGAAAGGCAAAGGAAAAAGUGGGCGGGAGGAGAUUGUGGAGCAUACAGGCUACGUAGGGGCAUAUAAGAAUGCCGGAACUUACAACGAGAAGACGAAGGCCAAGUAAGGCCUCGAUCUCCAUGUCAACACGUUCUAAGCUCUGUGCUCCAUCUUCAUCAGUAUCAGUGACUCAGGAAGUGUUAUUAAUGUUUGUCUUAAAAGCAUAACGAUACAGGACAUGGUAUUAUGGUCGGUCUUCAUUUGAAAGUUGACAUAAAGGUCAGAGUGGAACCUGUGAGAACUGGUGUCUCUCAUUUCAUGCUGUUACCAGCCCCUGCAAUACAUAAGAUUUCAGGAGAACAUCUCAAAGAGCAAGUAUUAACACAAGCAUACAGGUGGGGAAACAGUUAAGGAAUGUAUCCAUUUCAGUUUUAAUGUUGCUGUGUAAUUGCUACAGUGAAAUGUGCAUCUGAACAUCAUUGUUCCAGGGAAGGAGAGAAAGAAUAGAGAUCCCUUUAAGAGUUUUUUUUUUCUUGCCCAAAAUUAGUAAGGACGCUCUUAAUUAAUUGCUAUCAUUAAAUUCUCACACAAAUUCCUUGCUAGAAGUUAAAUAACAGCAAAGUGAUUCUUCAAAUGAUCAUUCCUAAAUGGUAAACCAGUUUUACAUGUGUGUAUCCUUCUGUUGUAUCUUUCUUUUUAGUUAUUCUACUUUAUUACUGAAACUGGAAAUUGCAUUUAUACAAUGUUGAAUAAA